CUCCGCCGCCAAUCGGAGUGCGACGGUCUUCCUUUCUCCCCGAUUGGUGGAGAGCGGAGAGGCGCGCCGGAAGUGCGUCGCUGCCGCCGGCCGGGAGCGGAGAGCGGAGGAUGAGCAAAGGCCGUGAGGGCCCCGCGGCGGGCGGAGGCGCCGCCGCCGUCCUGCUGCGGUAUCUGCGGGAGCAGAACCGGCCGUACAGCGCCCAGGACGCCUUCGGGAACCUGCAGCGGGAGCACGGGCUGGGCAAGGCGGCCGUGGUGAAGGCGCUGGAGCAGCUGGCGCAGCAGGGCCGUGUCCGUGAGAAGGCCUACGGGAAGCAGAAGAUCUACUUCGCCGACCAGGAGCAGCUCCCAGCCGCCAGCGAUGCGGAGCUCCGCGGCCUGGAUGGGGAGAUCGCCACGCUUUCCACCAAAGUGCAGGCGCUGCAGCAGAGCUGCCGGCAGAUGGAGGCAGAGCUGAAGGACCUGAACAGCUCCAUGACAACCCCUGAGAUGGCCAGAGAGGUUGAGGAGUUGAGGAAGGACUGUGCAAGUUACACAGACAAACUGGAGAGGAUUAAGUCUGCCACCAACCAUGUGACCCCAGAAGAGAAAGAGAAGGUCUGUAGCGAGCAGAAGCUGUACUGCAAGGAGUGGCGGAGGAGGAAGAGAAUGGCGACCGAGCUGCUGGAGGCCAUUCUGGAGGGGUACCCCAAAAGCAAGAAGCAAUUCUUUGAGGAGGUUGGGAUAGAGACAGAUGAGGACCAUAACAUCACGCUGCCGGCAGCUGUGUGAGGCGCUGAGGGAGUCUGUGCCCCGGGGAGGGGAAGGAGCUAAUCCUGAAACUCAGCUGUUGGGUUAUUUGGGUUUUUUUUUCAUUCUCCUCUUUUUGCAGGGCUUGGGCUGGUCCUGUAUAUUUCUAUGCGUUUGUUCUAAAAUGCUUUGCAGCUGGAAGGGUGGCUGGAGGGAGUGACUUGGCACUGAGCCCUCUCAGUCUCACUUGCAGAGGGAAUGUUAUUUCUUCCUGCCCUUUGGGGCCACGGGCAGGCAUCCUCAUGGGACUGUGUAGGGGAAGGUGUAAGUACUCUGUUGUAGAGUCCCUGGUUUUCCAGUAAGAAGAGGAAGCGAGUGCCUUGUGGCUGCAAUGCUCUAUGUGUGUUUCAGCCACUGCCCCCAGUACGAGUGAUGGAUACGGAGAAUAUGGUCCAUUAAACCCCAUGCUUUUCUUUCA
This is a messenger RNA of Phalacrocorax carbo (great cormorant), 1209 nucleotides long. NCBI's taxonomy places the organism in Eukaryota, Metazoa, Chordata, Aves, Suliformes, Phalacrocoracidae. The record is from RefSeq and is a predicted model, not a curated record.